AUGGUUAGACAAUCAUUACAUUUUUGCAUCAUUUUCUUGCUUUUGGUUAUACAGUUUGUCAAUUCAUUUCCAACAAUUUACAGAAAAAGUGAUAUCGCAGAUACGGGUGCCUUACAACUUAAUAAGUUUUAUUUAGCCAAGAGGAGAUCACAUGGUUCAUCUCAUAGUUCUUCCUCUCAUAGCUCCUCAUCCCAUAGUUCCUCAUCCCAUAGCUCUUCAUCCCAUAGUUCCUCAUCCCAUAGUUCCUCAUCCCAUAGUUCCUCAUCUCAUGGAAGUACUUCUGGUUCUUUUUCCGGCGGUAGCUCUUCUGGAUCUGGUAGUUCUAUCCGCAAACCAAAAGGAACUACAGGAGAUGAUUCUGAUUCAAGCACCACAAGUCCUAAAGGAAGUACUACUGGCACCAGUAGUGGAUGGACAAGUUCAAUUAGUUCAAACACAUAUAGUUGUGGAACCAUAGGUGGGGCUAGAAGAUGCGGUUAUGGCCCAUACUAUGCCCCAACAGCUGCUGCUGCUGCUGGGUAUGGAACUUCCAGAUUUUCCAAUUCUCUGAGUAGUGCAGCUGCUAUUCUGGUUCCUUAUGUUAAAAUUGCAGUCGCUGUCGGGUUUGCACUUUUGUAA
This is a messenger RNA of Spathaspora passalidarum NRRL Y-27907, 618 nucleotides long. RefSeq lists its product as uncharacterized. The record is from RefSeq and is a predicted model, not a curated record. Bases 1 to 618 code for a protein of 205 amino acids. The transcript has a single exon. NCBI's taxonomy places the organism in Eukaryota, Fungi, Ascomycota, Pichiomycetes, Serinales, Debaryomycetaceae.